AUGUAAAAUGAGAUACAGCUUAUCAAAGAUAUAGUCAAUGAAAGUGAUUCAGUUGAUUAACUGGCAAUUCAAUCAUAAACAAGCUAAGAUUAAGCAUAGCUAAUAAAACUUGAUUAAUAAUUGCAAAAUCUCUUAAAUACAAAGACUAAUUAAGAAUUCUUCCCAGCAUUAUCUGAGAUGCAAAUGUUAGGUGGCUCAUAUAGUAAAUUAUCGUUUAAACGGAAAAUUUUAAAAUCAAGCAUUUUAAAUGAACUUCAAAACAGCUCUGAUUAGAUCCUAGUUUUUAACAUAAUCUACAAUUUACUAAAUCCUGAUGAAAUUUACUCAACUAAUAGGGUAUAUAUUCACAUGAUAGAGGCUGAAAGAGAUCAAAGUAAAAUUGAUAGUCAAGAAACUGAUGUACUUAUAUACUUGAUUUUUAAGAAGGAGUCUAAAAAUUGCCCAACGCUUAAUUAGUCGUAAAAAAUUAAGCAUCAAUUAUUUGUAACUUAAAAAGAAAUAGAAUCAAGAUACACUUAUAGCAAACAGAAAAUAGAAGAAGCUAAAUUACUUCAAAACUUGACAGGUGCAGUAGGUGAGAUUUUCAAAAGAAGGUUAGAAUUUAAACUUGCUGAAAGCUAGAUUCAAUCAGAGAUUAAUCAAGUUGAUUUUUAGCUAAGCGAGGUUAUUACUAAAGAGUAAGUAUUAGUAAGGCAGUGUCUUGAGAAUUAUGAGGAGUAUUUGAAAGUAGUAGGAGAGCAAGAGUAUUUUAGCAAUAACAUGUCAAACCUAGAUAUAUCGUAGCUUGAUGAAAGUAAUCCUGUUUAUGAGUUUUAGAAAGAUCGCAAUAUAAUUAAACUCGAUGCAGCUCUCAAAAAUCUGAUUAAUUUCUUAAGAUCUUCGCCCCCAAAGCUUUUGGAUGAUUAGACUAGGACAAGUUUAUAUUACCUUGAGGACAGAAGAAUGAUUAAAUUUGCUAAUAAGCUAUCUGUGUAAUCAUAACAGGAAAGAAGCUUUUGA
Messenger RNA from Stylonychia lemnae, 999 nucleotides. The record is from the annotation of a GenBank genome assembly. Lineage: Eukaryota; Ciliophora; Spirotrichea; Sporadotrichida; Oxytrichidae.